This is a messenger RNA of Coprinopsis cinerea okayama7#130, 1254 nucleotides long. RefSeq lists its product as hypothetical. Gene Ontology annotation, molecular function: protein binding. The record is from RefSeq and is a predicted model, not a curated record. Lineage: Eukaryota; Fungi; Basidiomycota; Agaricomycetes; Agaricales; Psathyrellaceae. The coding region runs from base 1 to 1254 and encodes 417 amino acids. The transcript has a single exon.
AUGGCCUCGCGCCGAAAGGGAUUGGAACUCUCGACCAAUAGCACAGCGCUGGCAGCCACACUCCCCCUCGAAAUCAUGGCGAUGAUCUUCGCCUUCGCUUUGCCCACAGUCAUGGAUUUUAAAGGCCGCGCAGCUUUCCUCGUCAUUCGUCAAGUUUGUCGCUCCUGGCGCUCCGCCUGUUUCAACAUCCCUGAGCUUUGGACGUCGCUCUCCGUCGAGACCUCCGACCCUACCGCCCUCUACCGCGACCUACAAUGCCUCAUUCCCCUUGAAAAACUCGGGAGCAAGAUUAUAUCUUGGUUCAGCCACUCUGGGAGCUCGCGUCCUCUGUCGCUUCGUAUCAGCACGGUGUACCAUUGCCACGAAGAGGGUCUUGUGAUUGCCCCUCAUAAAUGUUUCUGUGACCUUAGAUGUGACCGGACCAGCUUCCCACCACACAAAGGCUCGCUUGCUGGCAUUGAAGCUGCUCUAAAUGCAUACGCGUCCCGUAUUGAGUCCCUCGAUUUCAACCUGUGCGAGUUUGCCUUCUACGGGAUGAUGCGCCACCUCCAGCUCGACAAGUUCACCAUCCUCCGCUCAUUCAGAGGUCCCCCGAAGCUCCUCACUUCUGAGAAAUUCAACGAACAGAUUAAAGGAGAAAAAGAACAACGACAACUGGAACUCGCACUCGCCAAUCUGCGCAACAUCCCCUCUCUCCAAAAACUGACAGUCCCAUCCCUGAAACCAUGGCUCACCGACGAUCGAAUCCUCACGUCGUCCCUUACCGAGCUCGAGCUGAAGAACAUGGAGGUGCUACUUCCCGCUGACAUCGCCUUGAUCAACAAGAUGGAGUCACUGCGAACGCUCUUCAUCAGGUUCCAUGACGCUUUCAGUCACGGUGACACCGCCGACGAAAACAGUGAUCCGGACACGGCUGGCAUCCAUUUGGAGAGGAUCACCACGCUCCGCCUGCACUCCAGACUGGAGACUCUCGGAAUUUCGCUCCAAGAGCCGCACCUCAGGUGUCCCUCCAUGAGGUCGCUUCAUCUUCACAUUGGCGGACGGUACUGUGUAUUUGGUUUUGAAAGCCCUUACCUGGAUAAGGUGGUUUAUGAGGCAUUAGUCGAGUAUCUGGAACAGCUCGACUCUCCGUUGGAAGAGCUCAUCAUCUCUGGAUACGGCUCGUACGGUGUCUCCCAACACCUCCGUCAGUCCAACGUCCUUGCUGGCAUCCGUUCUGUGACCUUGGAGGCAUGCACCUGCAACUGGUGUUGA